Molecule: messenger RNA, 993 nt
Organism: Ectocarpus sp. CCAP 1310/34
Lineage: Eukaryota; Phaeophyceae; Ectocarpales; Ectocarpaceae
Source: the annotation of a GenBank genome assembly
UCUCGCCGCAUCUAGGCGCGGCGGAAUACAGGUUAGGCCGCGUGUUUUUUAAUAAUGUAUCACACACCCGAGAGGCCGACAGGCGGGACACAUCCCAACGGUCGCACCGCGAGCACGCUGCCGGUGUCACCAGCGCCCACAGACUUCCCCAGGGCNCGAGAUCGAAUUGCUCGCAAGAAGCGAGCACUGCUGCUGAUGCAGUGGCAGCAGUCCUAUAGCCUAUACACCAGCAUGUGGUUCGCUUCCCACGUCGCGGUCAUGUACACUCUGGGUCGCCUGGCCAUCGAUGAUAUCCCGACCGGUGCUGCACGGAGGGACGAAGACAACUUCUUCAGCCCUCAGGAUUGCGUGGAAUUAAUGAGGUUUACGCGAGACCAGAUCGUACUCAUGCUGGAACUGCUCAUGGUGCCUGCCAUCAUUCGGACAGACUGUGGCUUUGUGGUGGGCGGACGAGAGGCUCUUUGCGUGCUGCUGUACCGACUUGCGUUCCCGUGCCGUUUGGAGGACAUGCGUCUGGUUUUCGGCCAGAGCGAAUCCUGUAUCUGCGAGACUUUCAACUGGAUGCUACACUUCAUGGAUUUCAAGUGGGGGUUCCUCCUCUCGCUGGACGUUCAACGGCUGGUACCAAAGCUUCGUACUUUUGCGGAGGCAGUUUACAACAAAGGUUGUCCCCUGACACACUGUUGGGCCUUCAUCGACGGAACUGUGCGCGGUAUUGCAAGGCCUAUACGCAACCAGCGCUUUUUCUACAACGGGUACAAGAGGAAGCACGCUAUCAAGUUCCAAGGAGUCGUGACGCCAGACGGGCUGUUUGUUGACCUGUACGGCGCAGAGGUUGGAACGAGGCACGACGGCUACUUGCUUGCGCAGUCUGCACUACUUGAGAAGCUACAGACCCACCUAAACAGCCCUUCAGGCCACCCGGUUUGCUUGUAUGGUGAUCCAGCGUAAGGUCAGACCAAUCACACACAGUGCCCUUUUAGUGCAUCUGUC